AUGGCCCACAAGAAGGCGGUGGAAGGAGGCAGAACCAAGCGCUCGGGACAAAUCGCGCCCAGCUCUGCCGAUGCAGCAGGAAUUUAUAACAACGCAAUGGCUCCCCGGAAACGACCAGUAGCGGGGUCCCCUACCAAAAGAGAACCCCGCAAAGCCGCAGCUCGGGGAAAGUGGAGCGAGGAACAAGCAUUGACAAGCGAGAAGUCAGUUUUGAUCGACGCAGACUUGGUGAAACUUCUUGCCAGCUCCGCAGCAUGGCAUGCCUUGGAUGAGGACGAGAAACGCCAAAUUCUAGAUCUUCUUCCCGCCGAUACCCACCCAAAUGCAGAUCCACCAGCAGAUGACCCAAGUGCAAAGAUUCCACCACUCCCUGAUUCUUUUAUUCGGUAUUCAAACAACUGGCGGGAUUGCAUUCGCCAAUUCCAGAUCGAUCUUCAAAAUGGCCGCUAUGACCCCGAAUGGUUGCGACAGGCAGACGAGGCACGAAAAGAGCGGGAGAAUGGCGACUUCGACUCUUUCAAAGAACAGGAAUAUGAAGAGUUCUGGGGCCAGAAACAGAAACUGGAUAAGAGUCUCGCUUCGGGAGAAGCGAGCAAAGUGAAGCUGAUCACUCUGAUCAAUCAAGGAGUGAUUCAGAUUGGGGACGUUUGGAGAUUCAAUUAUGUUUAUGGUAGAGGAGUCGACCGCAUAAUAAUUGAUAAGGAGGCUAGAGUCCAUGAGAUCAACGACUCUAAACUGUCAUUCGUCUUGCCGGCUGGAGAGCGUACCUUUCUACAAAGUGUCGUCACUGAACCUCCCAAGGUAGAACCGUCAAGCCAAGGGGAUGAAACCCAGCAAACCCAGAACAGGAAGCUCAAAAUUGUGGAAAAAGGGCCUGAGGAGGUAUCAAGUGAUCGAUCUUUAGCGAAAGAAGACGAGGUUCAAAUUACCGGAAACAAUCAAGACCAUAUUAGUCCUCAGACUCAAAUUACCCAGGGUGGAUUUCAAAUGAGCACCAACAAAAAGCAAAGCCAAAAAUGGGAGAAUGUGCCUCGCAGUGCCGGGCUCAGAAAUGACCAAGAUAAGAAAGAUCUUCUCAUGUCCUCCCCGCUCUCUACUCCGCCAUACAGUCCAAUACCGAGCCAAUUACCAUCUAGUCCACCGGGUGAGCCAGAUCCUUCGACCCAAGAGGACAUACCAAAGAUCCAGGUAGUGAUCAUGAGCCCUGUUAAGCCACCAUGCAAUGAUUUGAAGCGUCCAAUGCCUCAGCCCGCAGCACAGCCCCCAGUCAAGCGGAAGCGGGGCCGACCACCCAAAAUCCCCAUCGUUGAACCAGUUGAAUCAAAAUUCGAAGAAGACCCAAAGACUGAACUAAUGGUUCCACCUAAACAUCAGUCAAAGGUGCAGGUUGUACUUCGGUCACCAAAUCCCGAGCCCAGGAUCAAACCCACAUCACAUAUGCAUAAUCAUGAUAAGAUUGUCGACAACACAGAUGUACAAAACCUAGAUGACAUGACAGGAGAAGCACUCAAUCCUCUACUUGACGCUGGAUCUACCAGUGCAGCAUAUGCAACCGAAUAUUUGCCUACAACCGCGCACACGCCUCUCCACGUACAGUUGGAUUCUGAUCCUAAACUUGAGGCUGAAGACCCCAUCAAUAAAAUAGACGAGGUCAUCGUCCACAAUAUCUCAGCACCAAGGGCACUUAUAAGUCACAUCUUGGAGGUCGACGGACGAGCGAAAGGCAAUCGCACCGCUAAUGCUUGGAAGGAGAUACGUUGCUACCGCAACAACCAAGAUAUGGGCUCACUCUGGGAUGUACGUCAGAGAUGGUACUUCAAACAAAAAUAA
Molecule: messenger RNA, 1830 nt
Organism: Penicillium longicatenatum
Lineage: Eukaryota; Fungi; Ascomycota; Eurotiomycetes; Eurotiales; Aspergillaceae
Exons: 4
Coding region: 1-1830 (609 amino acids)
Source: RefSeq, a predicted model, not a curated record